Alosa sapidissima (American shad) is the source of this 2160-nucleotide messenger RNA. RefSeq lists its product as uncharacterized. Bases 87 to 1934 code for a protein of 615 amino acids. Lineage: Eukaryota; Metazoa; Chordata; Actinopteri; Clupeiformes; Clupeidae. The record is from RefSeq and is a predicted model, not a curated record. The transcript has 3 exons. Gene Ontology annotation, molecular function: GTP binding.
CUGUUGAUCUGUUGAAGAGAAUCUGUUUCAACAGAAAGUUCAAUGAAACUAGUCUCAUUUCAGAAGUUCUGCACAGACUUGAGAAGAUGAAACAUUUCAUGUUUUUGACUUUGUUGUGGACAAUACCUUUGUUAUCCAGAGGCACUGCAUCAGGUGACGAGAAUCAAUUGAGGAUUGUGCUGCUGGGUAGGAGUGGGGCUGGAAAGAGUGCAACAGGAAACACCAUCCUGGGAAGAGAGGCCUUCAGGGAAGAUUCAUCUUUCAACUCGGUCACCUCAGUUUCUUCUCAGGAGAGUGGAGAGGUGCAGAGGAGACAGAUAACUAUAGUCGACACUCCAGGACUGUUUGAUACAGAGAAGACAACAGAUGAGCUAAAAAGAGAGAUAGAGAAGUGUGUCAACCUGUCUAUUCCUGGACCUCAUGUCUUUCUUCUGGUGAUCCGAUUGGGAGUGAGAUUCACAGAGGAGGAGAUAAACACAGUGAAGUGGAUCCAGGAGAACUUUGGUGAGAGAGCGGCAGCGUUCACUAUGGUGCUGUUCACUCAUGUUGAUCAGUUGAGGGGUAAAUCACUUAAGAGUACACUAAAUAAAAACCUUCAGACUCUUAUAGACAGCUGUGGAGGUAGAUAUCAUGCCUUUAAUAAUGAAGAGAAGGAUGACAAGACUCAGGUAAUAGAGCUACUGGAGAAGAUUGACUCCUUGGUGAAGAAGAAUGGGGGAGAGUACUACACAAACAAGUUGUAUCAGGAUGCUCAGGAAAGGAUCAGAGAAGAGGAGGAGAGGAGGAGAAAGGAGGAACAAAGGGAAAGAGAGGAGGAAGAGAUGAAGAUCAGAGAAGGUGUAAGACAGACAAUGAUGCUGGAAGAGGAACUGGAGGAUAUAUGUGUAUGUUCUGUAGUAUUUCUGGGGACAUACGUUGGUGGGCCAACAAGUCCAGUUAGAGAAAUAAUAAGGGUGGUUGCAGGAUACAAAAUGGCAAGAAUACCGUGCAGCUAUUUGUUAAGAAUUGCCAGAAUACCUAUUUUGUUGGUUCUUAAUCAUCUGCUUUCAGAAAUAAGGAUUGUGCUGCUGGGUAAAACUGGAGCUGGGAAGAGUGCAACCGCAAACACCAUCCUGGGGAAAGAAGAUGCCUUCAAAGAAGAUUUAUCUUCUGACUCCGUCACAUUAGUUUCCCAAAAGGAGAGUGUAGAGGUGCAUGGGAGACAGAUCACAGUGGUUGACACCCCAGGACUGUUUGAUACAAGUAAGACUGCAGCUGAGCUAAAAAGCAUGAUAGAGAAGUGUGUUGAGAUGUCUGUUCCUGGGCCCCACGUGUUCCUGCUGGUGAUCAGAUUAGGGGUGAGAUUCACAGAGGAGGAGAGAAACGCAGUGAAGUGGAUCCAGGACAACUUUGGUGAAAAAGCGGCACAGUUCACUAUGGUGCUGUUCACUCACGCUGAUAAACUGAAGGGGAAAUCAGUGGAGAGCACCUUCAAUAAAGAGAUUCGUAACCUGACGGACAGCUGUGGGGGUGGAUAUCAUGCCUUUGAUAACUCGGAGAAGGCUGACCAGACUCAGGUGAUAGAGCUGCUGAAGAAGAUGGAGGCCAUGGCAGAGAAGAAUAAAGGAGAACACUACACAAACCAGAUGUACCUGGAGGCUCAGAUAAAGAUGAGUGAAGAGGAGAAGAAACAGAGACAGAAGGAGGCGAUGGAAAAAAAUGAGGAUGUGGACAAGAUCAUAAAAGAUGAAAGAAGGAAAAAGCAGGAAGAAGACAUAGAAAGAGAAGAAAAGAGAAAGCAGGAAUUACGCCGUUUGACAUGUAGAACUAUUGGAGCAAUUGUGGGGGGAGGCAUAGGAUUGGUUCAUUCACUUUGGGGUGCACCAAUUUUAGGAACAGCAGGAGCCUUGUUUGGAGACCAAAAUGCAGAAACAAUUUGCUCCUGGGCAGCAUAGGACAUUUAUGAUUAUGAAUUCCUCAUCAUAAUGUGAUGCAAGUAACACCUUAAUGCAUAAAUUAUUACAACAUUGAUUUCUAUAAAUAUUGCAUUUUGAUCGCAGUUUAUAAAGGUAUUGUUUAAAAAAACAUGUUUUAAUAAAAGAAAAAUUAUCAGUCGAUUAGUGCAUUUCUCGAUUCAUCAAAAUGUCUGCACAAUGAUGCAAUGGGUGCAUUUUUUAAAAC